This is a messenger RNA of Molossus molossus (Pallas's mastiff bat), 3051 nucleotides long. RefSeq names its product zinc finger DHHC-type palmitoyltransferase 18 (gene ZDHHC18). Gene Ontology annotation, cellular component: endoplasmic reticulum; Golgi apparatus. The record is from RefSeq and is a predicted model, not a curated record. The transcript has 8 exons. The coding region runs from base 1 to 1155 and encodes 384 amino acids. Gene Ontology annotation, biological process: peptidyl-L-cysteine S-palmitoylation; protein targeting to membrane. Gene Ontology annotation, molecular function: protein-cysteine S-palmitoyltransferase activity. Lineage: Eukaryota; Metazoa; Chordata; Mammalia; Chiroptera; Molossidae.
AUGAAGGACUGCGAAUACCAGCAGAUCAGCCCCGGGGCCGCCCCGCCGCCCGCCUCCCCAGGGGCGCGCCGCCCGGGCCCCGCCGCGCCCCCUGGUCCGGGCCCCGGGCCCCCGCUGCCCGCCGCUGCACCACGCUGGAGCGGCAGCGGCAGCGGCAGCGGCAGCGGGAGCAUCGGCCACCGCCCACGGCGCAAGUGGGAGGUGUUCCCGGGUCGCAACCGCUUCUACUGCGGCGGCCGCCUCAUGCUGGCCGGCCACGGCGGCGUCUUUGCGCUCACGCUGCUGCUCAUCCUCACCACCACCGUUCUCUUCUUCGUCUUCGACUGUCCCUUCCUGGCCCGCCAACUGACCCUUGCCAUCCCCAUCAUCGCUGCCAUCCUCUUCUUCUUCGUCAUGAGCUGCCUGCUACAGACGAGUUUCACCGACCCUGGGAUCCUGCCCCGGGCCACCAUCUGUGAAGCAGCUGCCCUGGAGAAACAGAUUGACAACACAGGCAGUUCCACGUACCGGCCACCCCCUCGGACCCGGGAGGUAAUGAUCAAUGGGCAGAUGGUGAAGUUGAAGUAUUGCUUCACAUGCAAGAUGUUUCGGCCACCCCGGACGUCACACUGCAGUGUCUGCGACAACUGUGUGGAACGGUUUGACCAUCACUGCCCCUGGGUGGGCAACUGUGUGGGGAAACGGAACUACCGCUUCUUCUAUGCAUUUAUUCUCUCCCUCUCGUUCCUGACGGCCUUCAUCUUCGCCUGUGUGGUCACCCACCUGACACUCCGCUCUCAGGGAAGCAACUUCCUCUCCACUCUGAAGGAGACACCAGCAAGUGUGCUGGAGUUGGUGAUCUGCUUCUUCUCCAUUUGGUCCAUCCUGGGCCUCUCAGGGUUUCACACUUACCUCGUCGCCUCCAACCUGACAACUAACGAAGAUAUCAAAGGCUCGUGGUCCAGUAAGAGGGGCGGUGAGGCCUCUGUCAAUCCCUACAGCCAUAAAAGUGUUAUCACCAACUGCUGUGCUGUGCUCUGCGGCCCCCUACCUCCCAGCCUGAUUGACCGGAGAGGAUUUGUGCAGUCUGACACCGUGUUGCCCUCGCCCAUCAGAAGCGACGAGCCAACCUACGGAGCCAAGGCUGAUGCCAGCAUGGUAGGAGGCUACCCCUGAACCCGGCUCAGUACUUGUCACCUGCUGGCCUGUUCACCUUCACCUGCCACCCUCCACACCUGCCGGGACCCUCCCCAUUCCAUCCAAGGGAAGUGGAGCCGCCAAAGACUCGAGUCUUUUCGUAUUUAUUUCCCACCCUGCGUGGCUGUCCCCACACUGUUCCAUGGCUGUACCCUCUGCUCCCUAAAGCUAGGUUCCCAUGGCCUUGGGCCUGAGAUUCCCCCCAAGCUGAUCAAGUGGCAGGGGUGACAGAAUAGAGAGGCCAGGGUCAGGUGCCUAGAGGACCACACCAAAUCUCUGUGCCAAGGCAAGCCCUGUGUGAGUGAGGGUGCAGAUUGAGUGUACCGCCUCCCAGUUAGGGAAGCUGCUGAGCCCUGCUGAGCCAGGGUCCUGAAGCGAAGUGGGACCUAUGAGCAGUUGGCCCUGGACAGCGGGCUAUGGGAGAGGAUGCUUCCAUGGGCUGCUUUGGUUUGCAAUGUCCUUUAUUCUUUUUGUGAUGAUCAUUGUUUUUACUUUGGUUUUUAUUUUUUGUAUGGAGUUGGCCAAUAGGAUAAAGCUGGGUUCUAGGUAGAGAAAGCAGAGUUGGGGAUUGGGGGAGGGCAGCCUGUCAGAGGAAGCCAAACCAGCCAGCCAGGCACCCAAGACCUCAGCUCCUGCAUGAUUCCCGGGCAGCACACUAGAAAGUGGGGGCCUUGCCCUUUCUCUGCCCAUGGAGAGUUCUCUAUGGGAUCCCAGCCUGGCCCCCCACCUCCCUCCCAAGUCAAGUCUGGGAUGGGUAGGUUAUACUCAUGCUGGCAAUACUUGAAACGGGUUUAUUAAUGCUGGGUAUUUUGCACAAUUUUAUAGACCUCUUUUCUACAUAGCAUUUUUUAAAUGUAAGAAUUUUUUAAAAGUCAGCCACAUUGCUGUCUGUGUAGUGCCAGGUUAAGGAUUAUCAGAAGGCAAAUUGAUUUUAAUAAGUUUAUUAUGAGACCUUCUGGCUGUGAGUGAGAGAGAGAGAGAGAGAGAGAGAGUGUGUGUGUGUGUGUGUGUGUGUGUGUGUACAUGUAUGUGCUUGCCCUGUACAAAUGUGGUUGGCUCCCACUUCCCCACGUCCCCUGGGCUGCCCUCCUCUCCACCAUCCCCCUCCAGUGUCAGCCAGCAACAGCAGGAGCAGCCUGAGCCAAGGGGACAGGGAAUGUGUGCAUUGGUUACAAGAGACUCCUGGGCUGCUGUGGCUCAGCCCCCAUCCUCCUACCUUUCCCUCCUCCAGGGACUUCAGACAGCCAGUGGCUGGGGAUUCAGCCACCCCCACCUCACCCCUACUACCUAGCCCCCAGUUCAGGCUUCCAACUGGGAUCUGCCUAGACAGGCUAAGGCUGGGUGUGGUGGAUGGGGUGAUGGCUGUGAGGAGUGGCUGCCAUCCUACAAGCCACACCUCCUCCUCCAAGCCCCAAGUGUGGGACCUGGUGCCAAGGGCUAGAGGAUAGGGAGUCUCUGCCAACUGGAGGCCUCUAUCCAGAGAAAAGGAAGAAAGGAGCAGGGUGGGCCAAAGCCAGUGAAGAAUGGCCUAAAUCUAAGCCAGAAACUCAGAGGGUGUCUCUCCUCUGCUGGGAGCUGUAGUUUCUUGUCAGCAUAGGAAAUUGUCCCUCUAUCCCCCUCCUUGGCCCUUUAAGGGGGCUGAAGUCCUUGAAAAGUGACACAGGAAGUCUCCACCUUGCCCUUUCUUGCUCCAGAGGCUAGUAGGUCACAGGCAGCUGAGAAGUGGCAGCCACAGAGGGUCUCCUCUGGGAGAAACUGCUUCUCUCCGGCCUUGGUGCCCUGGGCCAUGCUGCAGUGGCACUAGGAGGUGGGUAGGAUGCUGGCUAGAGGAGGUUGACUCCCAUCUGCCUUUUAUUUAAGCCAAUAUUCUUUGUU